Molecule: messenger RNA, 1212 nt
Organism: Penicillium griseofulvum
Lineage: Eukaryota; Fungi; Ascomycota; Eurotiomycetes; Eurotiales; Aspergillaceae
Product: DUF3431 domain-containing protein
Exons: 1
Coding region: 1-1212 (403 amino acids)
Source: RefSeq, a predicted model, not a curated record
AUGCUUCUCCCACGUCGAGCAGCCAUCUUCGUCGGCGUCUGCUUCUUCUUCGUCUUGCUCCUCAUAUCCCGGAGCCUCUCACGACCAUGGCGUGACGUACCCCAAGUCAUCGGCCUGGGUGACCUGGUCUACUCGUCAUCAAAUACAACAGGAAGCUGGAACACGACCCGCAGUCAUACAACCAAUGACCUCUAUGCCCCGCCGCUGGUCUUCCUCCCGGGGAUCCCCAAACCCCCGGGCUACAAAUACUCCAAGACCAUUGUCGUGACCCGAACCAAGGGGGAAGACACCAGCUGGAUCGGCCAGGAAUUGCCAGAUUGGGAUCACGCCAUCUACGUCGCAGACGAUCCAACAGCGCCCCUCCACCCGCCCAAGAAUAAAGGCCACGAGGUCAUGAUCUACCUCACAUACAUCAUUGAUCACUACGACAAGCUCCCAGACGUGGCGGUGUUCAUGCACUCGCACCAAUUCGCCUGGCACAACGAUAACCUCUUUGCCGGAAACGCAGCGGACCUGCUUCGCCGCCUCAAUCUGAACCGUGUCAUCCGUGAGGGUUAUAUGAAUACUCGCUGCGGGUUCGGCCCGGGCUGUCCAGCCUGGAUGCACCCUGGCGCGGUCGAAGAAGAUGAGUCGAAGCAGGAAGAGAUCAUGCUGGCCCGCGCGUGGGGGGAGUUAUUCCCCGACCAGCCGAUUCCGUCUGUCCUGUCGCAACCAUGCUGUGCGCAAUUCGCCCUGUCGCGUGAUCGCAUUCAAUCCAUUCCGCGGGCCCGGUUUGUUUUCUAUCGCGAUUGGCUGCUGUCGACGGAUCUGAGUGAUUAUAUCGCUGGUCGCAUCUGGGAGUAUUUGUGGCAGUUUAUCUUCACUGGGGAGCCUGUUCUCUGCGUUGAUGAGAAUGUGUGUCUGUGUGACGGGUACGGGUUUUGUUUUGGCGGAAACGAGGAAUUCAAUACUUACCGAGAAGUUGAAGCAAAGAAGAAUGAGAUCCAGCAGCAAUUGGAUAACUGGAUGUGGUUGUCUGACGGCAUUGGGUUUGAUGACUCUAUUGGACCGGAUGACCUUGGGAGUGAGGCAGGUGAUGCCCUUUUCAAUCAACUCCAGGAGAAGCAGCAGGAGGUCAUUGAUAUUCUGGCCGCUGCUAUGGAGCGUGGCAAGAAUCCGCAGUACCGUGCCCAGGAGGCCGGUCGUCCUUGGAAAGAGGGUGAUGGGUUCUGA